UGUUGAUGAUAACGACCUGCCUCAAAUGAUUGAUAACAAUAACGAGUAAAUAGCUCUUGAUGCACGUUUUAUUGAAGCUUCUCCACAUCUUGGAUUUAAGGGUCUUGCGGCGAGCUCCGACUUUCUUAUCUUCUAUGUUGAUAAACCCCUCCUCACCAAUACAUUCAACUAAAAGCACUCAAAUUCACCAUAUGCAAAUCAAGAAUGGCUUAUCAAAGUUAUUCCGCUUUACUCUUGCUCCAACCGGGGAAACGCGUGGAGUCAGUUCUUUUCCGGCCUUCCUUAUACAUAAAUUCAUCCUGCUCGAUUCGGACAUUUCCGUCGCCCCUCGCUCACAACUUGGAUACAUAAAUCACUGACCUUCCACGGUCAUAUACAGCCAAACGCCGGUCACAAUCUUCUUCCCUUCAAUAUAUAUUCCACACAAAACAUAACAUCUGAGCCCCAGAAAAUCAAAUGGCCGUCAAGACUUUAGAAGUGAAGCCUUUCUCUUCACAAGAGAAUUCCUCUCUCAACCUCGGAGCCGAGAUCAACAAUGUCGACCUGGAACAUCUCAGCGAGGAGGACUUCAAAACUAUUCGCAAUGCUUUAUAUAAUUACCAUGUUGUGGUUCUGAAGAACCAGGCUGGUCUCUCCCCCAAAGCCCAAUAUGAGCUUACACGUAGAUUUGAUCCCACGGCUGAAACAUAUGGUCAUGGCAAAACUCUUGAUGCGAAACGAUCAGUUCUUCACCCGGACUUGAAAACAAUCCCUCAUCAAACUCAGGUUCAAGUCAUCGGAAACGGGUUUUAUGAAGAAUAUGAAGGAUUGAAGAAUAUUACACUCAAGCACCCUCAUCACAAAGUCUUCCAUAAGACCGCUGUUCCAGAGGAAGACGAUUUGGCGUUCACACGCUUCUACCGAUGGCACAUUGAUGCUGCUCUUUAUGCCCUCAAUCCACCAAAAGUAACAUCGUUGAUGGCUGUAAAAGUUCCCGCUGGCCGUCGCCAAACUCUUCGUUAUGAUGAUGGAACUGGUGAAGAAAUCGAUGUCCCUCUUGGUACCACUGCUUUUGUCUCCGGUCAAAACAUGUACAAUUUGUUAAGCGAAGAGGAUAAGGAGUUCGUUUGUGGAGCAAAGGUAGAAUACGCACCACAUCCAUAUAUUUGGAUGUCUCCUGCAAGGUCACGCUCCACCGGCCUUGGUAUGGUUUCCGAUGGGAAUGAGUUGCCUUUGUCUGAACUUCCUCCUGUUGAUGAGAAGGACAUCAAGAUUUUGCCUAUGUGCUGGAAGAAUCCAGUCACGGGUAACUUGGCACUCCAAAUUCAUCCUAGUGCCAUCAAAGCCAUUCAUCUACCAAAUGGAGAGGUCAUGACUGAUCUCAAGGAAGUGAGAGAUCUAGUUUAUCGCUUGCAGCGACCAGCCAUCAGUCCAAAAUUCGUGUACCCACAUGAUUGGGUGGAAGGCGAUUUGGUCUUGUUCAACAAUCAAGGAGUCUUACAUUCGGUCGUAGGUGCAUUCAGUCCCGAGGAAAAGAGACUAUUUAGACAGUGCAACAUGGCUUCUUCCGAAGGAGUUAUGGGACCGGAUGGCAAGCUCUAUUAGAAAUGCAAAAAAGGAUGGCGGAUGAUGGGUUUGGUGGGUUUUUUUGUUUGGAAAACAGGUUACGAACUCGGCGUUGUUCUACGUAUCAAGCCUCACCAUAUGGGAGGAACUCGGCGUUUGAUAACGUAACAAGCGUAUACCCCUUUUUGCUUAGUUACCAUAGAUAGAUAUAGCAAGUACAUUUUGAAAUUUAAAUAAAGACUUUUAGGCUUCUGA
This is a messenger RNA of Botrytis sinoallii, 1800 nucleotides long. RefSeq lists its product as uncharacterized. The record is from RefSeq and is a predicted model, not a curated record. The coding region runs from base 457 to 1584 and encodes 375 amino acids. The transcript has 2 exons. Gene Ontology annotation, molecular function: oxidoreductase activity. Lineage: Eukaryota; Fungi; Ascomycota; Leotiomycetes; Helotiales; Sclerotiniaceae.